Molecule: messenger RNA, 846 nt
Organism: Vanrija pseudolonga
Lineage: Eukaryota; Fungi; Basidiomycota; Tremellomycetes; Trichosporonales; Trichosporonaceae
Exons: 4
Coding region: 70-753 (227 amino acids)
Source: RefSeq, a predicted model, not a curated record
GCCUUGUAUAAAUAAAGACCAGCGGCCUCGGCGCCAAGUUCUUCUUCACUCACCAUCCAAAGUCUCACCAUGUUUGUCCUCAAGGCUGUCCUCGCGUCGUCCGUUCUCGCCUCCUCGGCGGUUGCCCACUUCACCCUCGACUACCCUCCCACUCGUGGAUUCGACGACGACAAGGAGCCCCAGUUCUGCGGCGGCUUCAACACUGUCAGCAGUGUCCGUAACCCGUUCCCCUUGAACGGUGCUCCCGUGUGGAUCGACUCGCACCACACUCUGGCCUCUGUUGCCACCUUUGUCUCGAACAAGACCUCCCCGUCCAACUUCUCAGACUUCACCAACGUCACCAACUACUUCCAGGUCAAGAAUGGCGAGUACUGCUGGGGCAUCGACUUUGAGGGCCUUGGCUUCACCAACGGCUCCGAGGUGACCGUGCAGAUCCAGUACAACGGUGGUGAUGGCAACCUCUUCCAGUGCACCGACCUCGUCCUCCUUUCCGACUACACCAUCCCUACCAACCGCACCUGCGCCACUGACGCCUCCGUCACUGCUGUGAACAUCUCCGCCACGGUCCCUGUUCCGUCUGCCGCGCCGGCCUCGACCUCGGCCCCGGGCGCCUCGGGCUCCCACUCCGGUUCGGCCGGCGCUUCGGCUGCUCCUACCAGCAGCUCCAAGCCUUCCGGCGAGCUCAUCGCCAAGCCCAUCAACCUUGCGGCGGCUGCCGUUGGCGUCCUUGCGCUCGGCUGGGUUGCCCUUUAAGUAGCUCUGGUUACAGCGUGCUACCACCCUGCUACCCCUCAAAAAUGACCAUAUGCUACAACCAUAUGCUACAUCAUUUGAUCGCCAUAGACA